Yamadazyma jaroonii is the source of this 2535-nucleotide messenger RNA. The record is from the annotation of a GenBank genome assembly. NCBI's taxonomy places the organism in Eukaryota, Fungi, Ascomycota, Pichiomycetes, Serinales, Debaryomycetaceae.
AUGAUAGGGAGAUUAUUUAGACAAAAUUCUUCAUCAUCAUUAAAUUUAGAUACUUCUCAGCAACUACCGAUUCAACAACAAUUACAACAAUCAGGUCAAAAUUCCUAUGAAGAUGGUUAUACUCGAGAAAUUUUGUAUGGGGUUAAUGAUAAAAGUAUCUUGAAACCUUUUGAAUUGAAUAAUAAGUUCUUUAGAAUAGUGGUAUCACAAGAUGGUGGUAAUUUGAGAACUAAACAAGUAUUGUUUGAUUCUUCCAUGAAUGAAACCAAAAGUAACAAAAUUAAUAAUAAUACCAAAUCAAACUUAUCCCGAAAUAUAUUGACAUCUAAAAUACAUCAUAAUAUCAAUGAAUUACAUGAUUAUAUGUUCGGAUGUGGAUUACCCACUAUUGAACAUCAAUCAGUUACAAAAAUCCAUAUUCUACCUAUCGUUAAUAAUCAAACUUAUGGAAGUUACAAAUCGAUUUUGAUUACAAGAUUAUUCCUGUUAACUGAUUCACAAGAUUCAAAUGAUCAACCAAUUUCUGAUUGGGUAUUAAAACCCACAUUACCCAUUAACGAAACAAAAAUUAAUACCAAUUCCAAAAACAUUAGUAGUAGAUUUGGAAUAGGUUUAGUCAUUCCUUUACCAGACGACGAGUCGGAUAUUAUUUCUAACAAUUGGAAUGUAAUCUGUCAUUAUUUAAUUGUUUUACAGAAAAUUGUAGGAAAAAAAUUGAUCAAUAUUUUAUCCGAGAAUGUUCAAGAAGGUACAAAUCAAAAUAAUUAUAUUAUUAACAGAAGAAUUCAGUUCCCUUCAUAUACUUUAUCUGGUGACAAUGAUUUAUUCAAUCAAUUAAUAAAAUUGAUUAAAUUAACUAAUUAUAAUUCCAAUAUUCCGAAGUUAAUUAAUAGUAAUUCAUUGAUCAAAACAUCAUCACAAAUUCCUAAAUUUCAUCCGAUAUUAAUUAAUUGGGUAGUGGAAGUAUUAAAUUGGUUAGAAUUCAAAGAAUUAAAUCAAUCAUCCAAAUUCUUAUCCAGUUUAUUUGCAUUAAUAAUUCCUUUAAGAUUUCAAUUAUCCGAAAAUCCUAUACAUUAUGAUUAUGAUUCAACUAGUAAUUCAAAAGAUAUAGUAAGAAUUGUUAUAAUGACGGGUAAUCCAAUGGUAGCUAAAAAGUUAGCAUUUAUAAUUAAUGGAUUAAUACCUGACAGCAAAGUAUUUAAUUUAUUGAGUGAUGAUAAUUUACUGUUAGAUAUGAAUGAACUUGAUAUUGAUACUGACAUUGACGAUGAUGAUGAUAAUCUUCUGACUCAUUCACGGUUAGAUGCCGAAAUCGAUUUGGCUCUCGAUGAUGAAAACAAUGAUGCCAUUUCCGAAGAUUAUAAUUAUAAACCACCAGUUAUCAAUUCUAAACCCAUACCUAUAAAAGGUAGAUCAUCAUUCAGCUCAUUAGAUAAUUCGUUCUCCAAUCCUUCAUUCAAAGGAUGGGAUAUUGGGAAAUCAACUACAUCAACAUCAAUCAAUUCAACUUCAAAGAAUUUACCCAUCACUAAAUCUUCUUUGAGUAAAUCUUCAUCAAUGGCAUAUUUGUCCUCAUCAUUGAAUUCAUCACUUUCAUCAUCAACGUCCAAUUAUUCCUUAACCAAAUUAGGAGGUAGUUUCAUAGAUAAAUGGAAGAAUUCUUUCAAUUCAUCAAUGAAUACUAAUUAUGAUAAUAUUGAUUAUCUCCCACCCAAUAAAUCCAAUAAUGUCAAUAGAAAAUUAUCAGUUCAAACUUUAAGAACACCAUCACCUGCAAUCGAAAUUGAAGAAUUCAAUUUACCUAAAACUCAAUCUAUGGUAGAUUUAAAUAAUAAUUUGAAAAAACUGAUAAAAAUUGAUGAUGAUUUAAUUUCAAGAACAAAGAAUUCUGUUUAUAAAGAUGGAACUUUUAUAAGCAAUGAUAACAAAAUCAAGAAUAAAAUAUCAACUAUAAUGAAUCAAGAGUAUUUCAAUAUUGAAGAUGAUGAAUUAUCAAUCGAUAUUGAACCAAUUAAUCAAUUACCCAAUGAAUUAUGUAAUUAUGAAAAUCUAUUACCUAACGUAGCUUUCACUGAUGAAUUUAGAUCAGAGUUUAUUUUACAAUCAUGUCCUAUAAAUCCAAGGUUAGAACAACAAGUAAUAAAUUCCAUGAAAAAUGAUUUAUUGUUCUAUCAAAAUAAUUGUAAAAUUAAUAACAUUAGUCUGAGAACUAUCUUUAUCAGUUUAAGAGCUAGAGAAAUCAAAUUAAUCGAAAUGAAAUCUGGUGAAACCAUUUCGCCCACUAAUAUAGAUUCUCCGUCACCAAUUCAAUCAUAUUUUAGUGAUUUCAAACGUAAUGGAUCUUAUAAAACUUCUAUCAAGAAAGUUUACACUCCAACUAAAAAUCAUGGUGAUAGAGAAUUGAUUAAUAUAAUCGAUAAAAAUUUAAAUCAAAUGAAUGAUUUAUUUUAUCAAAACUUAAAAGAAACGAAUAAUGAAUAUAAUAAUGAAUUUUAUGAAAAAUUAUCCCGAUUGGUAUUCAAGUUAAUAAAUUAA